AUGAUCUCCUCUCCCGAAAUGUUCCUCGCUGCCGUCGCCGAACGAACGCACCGCAUCAUGCUCGGCACCGGCGUGGUGUCACUCCCAUACCAUCACCCUUUCAUGGUCGCCCAGCGAAUGGUCCAACUCGACUACCAAUCACGCGGUCGAGCGAUAUUCGGUUCGGGCCCUGGAGCUUUGCCAUCCGACGCCCACACUCUCGGUUUCGACCCUAUGCUCCUCCGCGACCGACAAGACGAAGCGAUGGGAGUGAUCCGAAAACUUUUCGAAGGAAAAGAGCGCGUAACCUACGAAUCCGACUGGUUUACGCUUCGUGAUGCCAAACUCCAACUCCGACCGCUCCAAGAAGACAUGGAGUUCGCCGUCGCAUCAAUGGUGAGCCCCUCCGGAAUGACCCUGGCUGGAAAACACCGAGCCGGAGUCUUAUCUAUCGGAUCUAUGACUCGGGCCGGUAUGCGCUCCCUACCUCUCCAGUGGAGCUUCGCCGAGGAAUCCGCUGCUAAACACGGAAAUACCGUCGACCGCAAAAAUUGGCGGAUCGUCAUGAACUGGCACAUCGCUGAAACCCGCAAAGAAGCCCGCGAGCAAGCUAAGGAAGGCCUCCUCGUUCACAACAACCUCUACACCGUCGGCACCCUCGCCGCUGCACCCGACGAGGCCGUCGACGAUGUCGCGUUCUCAGACGAAAGCACCGCCGUCAUCGGAACCCCGGACGACUUGGUCGCCAAGAUCCGAGACAUGAAGGAAGUCACAGGAGGUUUCGGAUGCGUCAUCGGUUUCUACCACGACUGGGCAAACCGCGAAAACACUCUUAGGAGCUGGGAUUUGGUCGCCCGCUACGUCGUGCCAGAAGUAAACGGCCUUCUAGACGAUUACCGAGAUUCCUAUCGUUGGGUGAAUGAGAGUCGGGAAACAUGGACACGCGCCAAAGAAGCCGUCGAUUCCAAAAUCCAACAACACGAUCGCGCCGCCGAAGUUAUGCGCACUGAGGGCUACGAGGGCGAAAAAGCCAAAGCCGAAUAA
Molecule: messenger RNA, 1023 nt
Organism: Geodia barretti
Lineage: Eukaryota; Metazoa; Porifera; Demospongiae; Tetractinellida; Geodiidae
Source: the annotation of a GenBank genome assembly